This is a messenger RNA of Dufourea novaeangliae, 1455 nucleotides long. RefSeq names its product RNA-binding protein 47-like. Gene Ontology annotation, molecular function: mRNA binding. The record is from RefSeq and is a predicted model, not a curated record. Gene Ontology annotation, cellular component: nucleus. The coding region runs from base 1 to 1455 and encodes 484 amino acids. Lineage: Eukaryota; Metazoa; Arthropoda; Insecta; Hymenoptera; Halictidae. The transcript is spliced from 5 exons.
AUGGAUUUCUUAAAGAAAAUACAUAUCCAGUCGGAAGACGGUACCCCGGACGAGUGUCAGUUAACUAUUCGAUUACUUGAAAUGUUACGAAAAACGAAAUACGAAUUAGUACAAGAAAAUGGACAACGUCGGUUAACCGCCCCAGAGAUUGUUCGCGGCGAGAAACAACGCGUAAAAGGUGCUGAAAUUUUCUUAGGACGUUUACCCCGCGAUUGUUACGAGGAUGAAUUGAUGCCACUUCUAGAAGGUGUCGGUCGUUUGAUGGAACUUCGAUUGAUGCUCGACUUUUCUGGAUCGACUCGUGGUUAUGCGUUCGCGUUAUUCGAAGAUUCGAAAACUGCCAGAAACGCUUGCGCAAAACUUGACUGUUACGAGAUCAGACCGGGUCAUCGCAUCGGUGUUGUUAAAUCAGUUGAUAAUUGUCGGUUAUUUUUCGGCGGUGUACCGAAAAACAAGUGUAAGGAAGAAUUUUUGGAAGAACUGAAUAAAUUACUCGAGGGUAUUAUUGAUAUCUAUCUGUAUCCGAAUGCUCAAGACAAGACGCAAAAUCGUGGAUUCAUUUUCGUGGAGUUUAGAGACCACCGAGCCGCCGCGAUGGCUAGACGAAAGUUAAUCCCCGGAAAAGUUAUGCUUUGGAACCAUGAAAUUGCGGUUGAUUGGGCUGAUCCUGAGCCUGGCGAUCCUAUUGACGAGGAGAUCAUGGAAACUGUUACCGCUCUUUUCGUGCGAAACUUAUCUUUGGACAUACCGCAACAGAAAAUUCGAGAAAUAUUUCAGAAGACCACGAAAAUCCCUGUGUUGAAGUUGAAAAAAAUUAAUCAUUUUGCGUUCAUCCAUUAUGAAAAUCGUAGGGCGGCCCAAACCGUAAUGAAUAUUAUGACGAGACCUAACGGCGUAGCUCAGGUCGAGGGCUGGGAAAUUACUUGGGCAAAGCCAAUCGGAGCCUCGAAAAUUUUAGAAAGACAGCGAUGUAUUAACGAAGCGGUAGCAAAUUCGAAUGUGAAAAAUCCCGAUCAAAACCGCGGAAAGCAUACCUCAACGAAGAAGCACAAUCAUAAACCGUCGCACAAUCAUAAGCCAACCGUUGAUUUGAACGGUAAUGAAGUAACCGAUGAGUCAUCGGUACAUAUGACCGCUGUGCAGAAUUUUGUUAAGGAAACGUUCAGUGCAUCAUGCGUCUUCACCUGUAUGCGCGUGACAGGUUCAUCGAAUUUUAUGUGCAAAAUUGAUAUUUUCAAAGAUUCACUACUUCUCUUCGAAUAUCCCGGACAACCGAUGCCCACGGAACAAACAGCAAUUAUUGACGCGUGCACAAAAAUGUAUCAUUUCGUCACCAAUACGUUCCGAAACUGUGUAAUACAGGACAACGAACAGUAUCGUACGAAGCAAAAGUUGGGCAUGAACCCUGUGGUUGGGUCACCGGUCUAUUGCAAUAAUUGGAUCAACUACACCUAA